Messenger RNA from Pogona vitticeps (central bearded dragon), 3501 nucleotides. RefSeq names its product mutS homolog 4 (gene MSH4). Gene Ontology annotation, biological process: reciprocal meiotic recombination; mismatch repair. The record is from RefSeq and is a predicted model, not a curated record. Gene Ontology annotation, cellular component: nucleus. NCBI's taxonomy places the organism in Eukaryota, Metazoa, Chordata, Lepidosauria, Squamata, Agamidae. Gene Ontology annotation, molecular function: mismatched DNA binding; ATP binding; ATP-dependent DNA damage sensor activity.
GUUUGCAGCCACAGUGUGGUAGCUACGUUUGGUUUUUUGUUUGUUUUAUAUUGGUAUUUUGUUAAGUUCAUAGGGCUGGCAACAGACAUAAUUCUGCAUUCGAGGGCUUCAAUUCGCCCCUAGCAACGCCUUCUCUGGGCAGCCCCAGUGGGCUCAGUGCGGCCGGUCGUCGCCUUCUGGCAGAAGACUGGGGGGGGCGCCGCCAUCUCCGGUUCCCUCCUUCAGGUCACCCUCGCCGUCUCCUGAGGGGCCGAUCCUAGCUAGACGCCGCACCUCCUGGAGAGGGAAAGGGGGGCUAAUGCGGAUCAUACCGCUUACGACUCGAAGGGGUCGUCAGUUUUUUUGAGUGCUCCGCAUAUGGAGGAGACACCUCUCUACAGGUGGGAAACGAGGACUGAAUGAAUUAAUUUCUCGACAGGUUUUUUUUUUUUAAUUUGGGUGUGUUUGGCUGAAUGGGGAUUUAAAAUAAAAAGUCCGAAGUAGAAAUGGUAUCCUCGCUCCCUCCAUUUCAGCCCCUCCCUGCCGCGGGUCGACGUGAUUUUGGCGGGCUUCUCAAAGGGAGCGCUUCGGACGCUCUGCUUGAUGGAGGCGGAAUCGGCUGCUUCCACCUCAUACUCGGGCCGCUGCUCCUCCUCAGCGUCCGCGGAGCAACGGCCCCGGUACCAGUUCGGUUUGCAGGAGACGCCGGGCACCGGCGGGCCUCAGUCUUCCUCAAAUGACGGGCCGCUUCGCCCUGCCCCGGCCUCCCGCCCCGAAAGGUUGGAAGAUUCAUACUUUGGAGACAAGAGUUCUUAUGCAGAAAACAUUAGCACAGCAAAUUUGACAAGCCCAUCUUCAGCAAGACAUAAUUCUCGAGUCUGGAAAACACCUCUUUCAUCUAGUAGAGCUGGAUAUAGAAACUGGACUCCUUUCAUGGGACAUUCAGUUACAUCAUCUUCAGCAGUCUCCAACCAUAAUGUUGCAUCUGUGAUUGUGGCUGUAAUAGAAGGAAGAGGUCUUGCUAGAGGUGAAGUAGGAAUGGCAAGUAUUGAUUUAAAAAAUCCAGAAGUUGUACUUUCUCAAUUUGCAGACAAUACAACCUAUGCCAAGGUUAUCACCAAACUCAGAAUUUUGACACCCUUAGAAAUAAUAAUGUCAAAUACUGCAUGCGAUACAGGCAAUGCAACAAAAUUGUUCAACUUGGUAACAGAAAAUUUCAAGAAUGUUGCUUUUACUACAGUCCAGAGAAAGUACUUCAAUGAAACUAAGGGUUUAGAAUAUAUUGAACAGUUAUGCACACCUGAAUUCAGUACUGUUAUUAUGGAGGUUCAGUCCAAGUAUUAUUGUCUGGCAGCUGUGGCAGCUGUGCUGAAAUAUGUUGAGUUUAUUCAAAAUUCCGUGUAUGCACCUAAGUCACUCAAGAUUCGUUUCCAUGGAAGUGAGCAAACAGCAAUGAUUGAUUCAACGUCAGCCCUAAAUCUUGAAUUGAUAACUAACAAUAGGGAUCCAAAGAAUGGCCACAGUCUUUUUGGAGUUCUAAAUUAUACUAAAACACCAGGGGGAAGCCGCCGACUUAGGUCUAAUAUUUUAGAGCCUCUGAUAGAUGCUGAUAGCAUUAACACUAGAUUGGAUUCUGUUCAAGAGCUACUUCAGGAUGAGGAGCUUUUCUUUGGUCUUCAGUCAGUUAUUUCAAGAUUCCUGGACACUGAACAAUUACUCUCUGUAUUAGUUCAAAUUCCAAAGCAAGAUACGGUUAAUGCAUCUGAGUCAAAAAUAACAAAUUUAAUUUAUUUGAAGCAUACCCUGGAACUUGUGGAACCUUUGAAGGAUACUUUGAAAAGCUAUAAGACACCAUUGUUAAAGGCUUACUAUAGUUCUCUGGAAGACAGCAGAUUUGGAAUCAUACUUGAAAAGAUUAAAACUGUCAUUAAUGAUGAUACAAGAUAUACCAAAGGGUGUUUGAAUAUGAGAACUCAAAAGUGCUAUGCGGUGAAGCCUAAUAUCAAUGAAUUUCUUGACAUUGCACGGAGAACAUAUACUGAGAUUGUUGAUGAUAUAGCAGGAAUGAUAGCACAGCUUGCAGAAAAGUAUAACCUUCCUUUGAAAACAAGUUUUAGUUCAGCUAGAGGAUUUUUUAUUCAGAUGAAUGCUGAAUGUGCCGCAAUACACAGUGGUCAGCUUCCUUCAGAAUUUACCAAGAUCACUAAAAUGAAAAAUGUAUAUAGCUUUACAUCACCAGAUUUAAUGAAAAUGAAUGAAAGAUGUCAGGAGUCCUUGAGAGAAAUUUAUCACAUGACUUACUUGAUAGUAUGUAAACUACUAAGUGAAAUCUACGAACAUAUUCAUUGCCUGUACAAACUUUCUGACACUGUGUCCAUGCUGGAUAUGUUGCAGUCAUUUGCCCAUGCUUGCACACUUUCUGACUAUGUGCGUCCUGAGUUUACUGACACAUUAGCAAUAAAGCAAGGAUGGCAUCCCGUUCUUGAGAAAAUAUCUUUUGAGAAACCAGUUGCCAACAAUACUUAUAUCACAGAAGGAAGUAAUUUUGUUAUUGUUACAGGACCAAAUAUGAGUGGAAAGUCAACCUACUUAAAGCAGAUAGCCCUUUCUCAGAUUAUGGCACAAAUUGGAUCGUUUGUGUCAGCAGAAUAUUCUUCUUUUAGGAUUGCUGAGCAAAUAUUUACUAGAAUAGGUAUGGAUGAUGAUAUAGAAACAAAUUCAUCAACAUUCAUGCAAGAGAUGAAAGAGAUAACGUAUAUCAUACAAAAUGCUAAUGACAGAUCACUUAUCAUAAUUGAUGAACUUGGCAGAGGUACUAGUCCUGAAGAAGGCAUUGGCAUAUGUUACGCAGUCUGUGAAUAUCUUCUCAAUCUAAAGGCUUUUACACUCUUUGCUACUCAUUUUUUAGAAUUAUGCCAACUUGAUACCUUAUAUCCUAAUGUGGAAAACACUUACUUUGAAGUGCAGCAUGUGAGAAACAGUUCUGGGAUUAGGGAGAAAAUUACUUAUACCUAUAUGCUUUCCAAAGGACAUACAGAGGAAAGUAACUAUGGGCUGAAAACUGCAGAAGUUUCCUCUCUCCCAUCAUCAAUAAUACUGGAUGCCAAGGAAAUAGUAACUUUUAUUGGUAGACAGACAUCGCAGCAACAAAGAAGUUCUCCUGAAACAUUAAAGCAGAGAGCUAUAUAUCAUUUAGCAAAUAGGUUGGUUCAGACUGCUCGCAACUCUCGACUUGAUCCAGACAGCUUGCAAAUAUACCUGAAAGGUCUGAAGAAAAAGUAUGAGGCUGAUUGCCUUGCUGCUGAAUGCAUGUCUACAAAAGAACAGGAGUGAUUUAUAUUUUAAUCCAAAGCACUGACUGGUAUAGAUAAGAAUAGAACCUGAAAAUACACAAAAAUAUUAAAUUUUGCUAUAUUUCUACAGUAUCCUAUUUUUUUCCUUCAUGUAUAGCAAACACAUCGUUAUUUAAAUUGUAAACAUUAACGGGAACAGUAAUAUACAGAGAACUGUGUUAACAAAUAA